UCUCGAUUACAUACGUACGUUGUUUCAAGUGACGAAGCAUCUUAUAGUCGACCAGUUACAAUCCGGACAUUAUAUUAGCGACAUAUAUUUUUUAAUACACGUUAUACUAGUAGUUUUUUUUUUUUUGCAAAUUUAAUAAUCAAUUAAAAUGACAAAUAUUGAAUAUAAAUAUAUGAUAAAUAUUUAUUUAGUAAUUAGUAUCUGGUUAACGGGAAUUUUGUCAGUGAGAUCGCAAACAGUUUGGCUAGAUGUAGAUACGGGUAAAAUAGUGGGUGUAUCUAAAAGUCAAUCUAAUCAGCAAGUGGGUAAUUAUGGUCAAGUGAAUUAUAAUGGUAAUAGAAGACCGCAGUAUGGUCAAACCAACACACUUUCGACAAAUUAUCCUGUUAAUAAUCAGAGAGUUGGUGUAAAUAAUUUGAAUCCAAUGUGGAAUUGCAGAAACAGCAGAACGGGUUUCAAUUUUCCUGUAACAAAUGAAGUAAUGUUCAAUACCUUUCCGGAAAUUUUACAACAAGCACAAAGAUCUAAUUUCCCGAGACAAAAUUACCCGAAUUAUAAUCGAAAGCGUCAAUAUGGACAUGGACAGCAAAAUCACUACAGAUUUGAAUUUGCUGUGCAGAGAAGAAAACGCAGUACUUUAGAUCCUGAGUGGGUUUGUACAAAUAGUAAAACUGGGGAUAUGUUAGUAAUUGCCAGUGAGGUCAUGACUGAUAAAUUCCCAGAAAGUAAUCAAAAUACGUUAAAUAAUCAACGAUAUCCUAAUCAAUAUGAAAAUAAUCCCUGGUUAAAUGGUCAAAAUCAACCAAAUCAACCAAACAAUCAAAUACCUCAGCAAAAUGUUCCUCAAAAUCCACUAAAUUGGGGACAAAACAAUCAAAAUAUUCCUCAGAAUCCACCAAACUGGGGACAAAACAAUCAAGUUUUACCAACCACUUCAAUACCUCAACAAAAUAUCCCUCAAAAUCUACCAAACUGGGGGCAAAACAAUCAAGUUUUACCAAGCACUCCAAUACCUCAACAAAAUAUUCCUCAAAAUCUACCAAACUGGGGACAAAACAAUCAAAUUUUACCAACCACUCCAAUACCUCAACAAAAUAUCCCUCAGAAUCCGCCAAACUGGGGACAAAAUAAUCAAAAUAUUCCUCAAAAUCCACCAAACUGGGGGCAAAAUAAUCAAAACCCCAACAAUCCAAUCAAUCUUCCCCCCAUUCAAGCAACACCUGAACCCACUGACCCACCAGCAAUUAUUUUAACAACGAAAAAACCAUUCCCGAAAUUAGAAGAUAUUGACUGGCUGCAAUACAUCGAAACAACAACGAAGCCAAUACCAACAACAACAACAACGACGACUAAAAAACCAGCUUUGAAUCCGACGAGUUUAAGCCAAGCGAUUGACGGCGAAGGAAUUAUCAUGCCCAGAGGAAAUUUCGAAAAGUAAAUUAACUAAGACGUCAUCAGUCAUCACCAGCAUUGUCAUAAGUCUUAUAUAUUCAUAUAUAUAUUAAAUAAAUUACAUAUGAGUUUAUUUAAACUCUGACUUUCGUCACAGAUACGGAUAAAAAUUAUUCGUAAAAUAAAAAUAUUUACAGAGUAAUUUAAUUGUUAGCAUAAAUUUAAUUAUAUUGUAAAAAUAUUGACUGUAAUAAAAUAUAUAUUGAAAUGAACAGCCGAUUAAAUAUUUUGUAUACUUGUAAUUAAGCAUUGGACUUAUUAAUUAAAAAAAUAAAUAAUUUGUGAAACUAUUUUUUAUAAAA
Molecule: messenger RNA, 1754 nt
Organism: Microplitis mediator
Lineage: Eukaryota; Metazoa; Arthropoda; Insecta; Hymenoptera; Braconidae
Exons: 3
Coding region: 149-1438 (429 amino acids)
Source: RefSeq, a predicted model, not a curated record